Molecule: messenger RNA, 246 nt
Organism: Trifolium medium
Lineage: Eukaryota; Viridiplantae; Streptophyta; Magnoliopsida; Fabales; Fabaceae
Source: the annotation of a GenBank genome assembly
AUGAAGAAUGAAAAGAACGAGUUGCUCCCAACUCGAAACAUCACGUGGUGGCGAAUGUGCAUUGACUACCGAAGGCUGAAUCAGGCUACAAGAAAAGACCACUUUCCUCAGCCCUUCAUGGACCAGAUGCUAGAGAGGCUAGCCGGCCAAGCCUACUAUUGUUUUCUAGAUGAGUACUCAGGUUAUAAUCAAAUAACUGUUGAUCCAAACGACCAAGAGAAGACCGCAUUCACUUGCCCUUAUGGG